UUUUCCUUCUUAAAUUAGAUUCUUUCUCAGUCCGAUAGAGUAGACAUGGCUUCUUCUUCUCGGAGAAAAUACGAUGUUUUUAUCAGUUUUAGAGGCGAGGACACCCGGUAUAAUUUUCUGAGCCAUCUUCAUAAAGCAUUAUUGCAGAAAAGGAUAGAAACCUAUGUGGACGAGAGACUCGAGAGAGGAGAUGAAAUUUCACGGGCUCUUUUGAAAGCAAUCGAAGAGUCGGAAGUUUCUGUAAUCAUUUUCUCGGAUAAUUACGCUUCUUCCUCGUGGUGUCUAGAUGAGCUCGUGCAUAUCAUGUUCGGAUGCAAGGAAAAGAAUGUUGUUGUACCGAUAUUUUAUCAUGUAACUCCGUCUGAUGUGCGGAAACAAUCAGGGAGAUUUGGAGAUGCAUUUGCUGAACUUGUGAAGCGUUCCAAGGACAAAGAAAAGCUAUGGAGGACUGCUUUGACAAAGGCUGCUAAUCUCUGUGGCUGGGAUGCACAAAUCAGCAGGUACCUAAGCCUCUCACUUUAAUUAUUAAUGUCUGCGGUAAUAAUUAGAAGCAUGCCAGAGGAAGAACAAA
Morus notabilis is the source of this 571-nucleotide messenger RNA. RefSeq names its product disease resistance protein RLM3-like. Lineage: Eukaryota; Viridiplantae; Streptophyta; Magnoliopsida; Rosales; Moraceae. The coding region runs from base 46 to 522 and encodes 158 amino acids. The record is from RefSeq and is a predicted model, not a curated record. The transcript has a single exon. Gene Ontology annotation, biological process: signal transduction.